AUGUUACACCAUAGUUGCGGACUCAACAAACAAUCAGUAAUGGGUAUUGCCUUCAAGUUGAGGAAACAUUGGAUGAUGCUCAGCCAAAUGGAAGACCCAAAGGAAUAUGGCCUGAUUGUUAAGUCAGAUUCCGUUGAGAAAGUCACGGAAAUGACCUCACAUACAAAGACCAACGAACUUCAGUUCUAUUUGGUCAAGAGUUGUCCUUCCCCUGAGGAAGUAAAAAAAGAAGAGGCUCACAAGUUGUAUCAACAGACGAGUGUUUCUAUGUACCAUAUCCUUCAACAAAUAGAUCUACGAAAGAAAGAUGAACAUCAAAUAAACUACGAAUUAAUGUGGAUUUACAAGGAGUUAGAGUGGAAAUCAAGUUCACUCAUGUGCCUUGAACGAGCUACUGUAGAUGAUGUGAAGCCUCAUUUACCAAUCAGACCAAUACCAAGAACAGCUGGUUUUUUGCAUUUGACUGAAAACGAUCCUCAAUCUCCUGUUUAUAUUGGUAUUGAUAGAAAACGAUGCCAUAAACGGCUAAAGAAAGAGAGGAUAGACAUGGAAUAUGUGAAACAGGUUCAAGAAGAACUUCUUUAUUCAAUGAAAUCGGGUAACAGGCCAACCCAUGGUACACAAGAGCUUAACGAUGUGAUGGAAAGCCUUGUACACAGGAUUCAACAUGGAAACAAUAAUGGGAGAGAGGAAAAAAAAUUCUUUCACGAAAUAAAAAAUCUUAAAGAAACAAUAGAAACAUAUACUGCACCAACAGAACCUGACCCUCGUAGUAAUUGGAGAAGAUAUGAUGUUGGAGGAUUGAGAAGACGACUCUAUGAAGAACAAAUGAGGCAGCAUCGUAUUAAAAUUUACUUAAACCAAAUUGACGAAAUAAAGAGGGAUCAAAAGGAACGUACCACUAAAGCGACCCGACUCAAGGCAGAGUUGGAACUUCCUAUAAAUGUGCUUAUAAGUAUGGUGAGCAGAAGGAGGAGAAGUCAAGUUAUAGUUACUAUCCACCGCGGGCUAAUGACAUAUGUUAAAGAACAAGCACAAAAAGAGAAUCACGGAGACAGGUUGAAGAAUUCUUGAAGCAAUAUUGGAGCAAUAGCAAAGUGUAGUGGGUGAUAUAAUGUGUGCAAGUUUAAUCCCGAACACUUCUAAAGCAACUAUCUUAAGAUGUAUUAGAGCCUGAUUAUUAUUUAUUUCAUCAUUACACCAUGUUCCGUUUGCUUUUAUGAGUACCCAAU
This is a messenger RNA of Lactuca saligna, 1232 nucleotides long. The record is from the annotation of a GenBank genome assembly. NCBI's taxonomy places the organism in Eukaryota, Viridiplantae, Streptophyta, Magnoliopsida, Asterales, Asteraceae.